Molecule: messenger RNA, 1380 nt
Organism: Lontra canadensis (Northern American river otter)
Lineage: Eukaryota; Metazoa; Chordata; Mammalia; Carnivora; Mustelidae
Product: RAD51-associated protein 1-like
Biological process (GO): interstrand cross-link repair; double-strand break repair via homologous recombination
Molecular function (GO): double-stranded DNA binding; single-stranded DNA binding
Source: RefSeq, a predicted model, not a curated record
GAGGGGAUCACGGUGCGGCCUGUGAGGCAUAAGAAACCAAUCAAUUACUCACAGUUUGAGAAUUCUGACGGCGAUAAUGACUUUGUUUCUGCAACCGCACUUUUAAAUAAGAAACCCAGAACAACACCAAAGGAGUUAAAACUAGAAACAAGGAAACCCAAGCUGAAGAAUCUCCAGAAAGAAGAUACCCCACUACAAGAGAAAACACCUAAAAAAAGGAUGGCUUUAGAUGACAAGCUGUACCAGCGAGACUUAGAAGUCGCACUAGCUUUAUUAGUGAAGGAACUUCCAACAGUCACCACUGAGGUAGAAGAGGCUCAAGAUAAAAGCACCGAAAAAUGUGGCAGCAGCGGAAUCAGAACAGUGACUAAGUCUCCCCAUAUCUCUAAUUGCAGUGUGGCCGGUGAUUGUUUAGAUUUGGAUAAGAUUACUGAGGAAGAUGAUUUGCACGGUGCUCAAGGGAAAAGAAAAGCAGCAUCAAAAGCUGUGGUACAACAGAGGAAGAUUCUUUUGGAAGGCAGUGAUGACAACAGUGCUGAACCAGACUCUGCAACUGGUGGAGAGUCUGAGGAUGACUCUGAUUUUGGUAAGAGUGAAGACGAUGACGAAGACUUCACCAUGGGAAAAAAUAAAGCGAAAGAAAUUAAAAAGAAAGAAGUGAAGGUAAAAUCCCUAGUUGAGAAAAAGGAGAAGAAACGUAAAUCCCGAUAUGAUACUUUGGUGAUUAGAGAUUCUGCUCCAGCUGCUGUGAAAUCAGAAUCUCAGCCUUCACCAAAAAAGGUUUCUCUUUCAUCAGAGGCCACUAGGAAACCAUUACAAAUACGCAGCCCUUCAGCUGAAAGCAGAAAACCUAAGUGGGUCCCACCAGCGACAUCUGGAAGCAGCAAGAGCAACAGGAGCCCACUGGCAGGGGUGUCUGGUAAGUCUCCAAAUCAGAGUCUCCACUGUGGCUUGUCCAGAUUGGCACGAGUUAAACCUUUGCAUCCAAAUGCUGCUCAUAGCUGAGUGUGGCAGUAAACAAAUGUUUGAUUAAGAGAAUCAGAGUUUUACAAUGUGUUUCUCUUUGAAUUGUGUUUCUAUUUAAGGAGAGUGUCACAAUAUAAAAGAAUCCUUUAAUGUCAUGUGAAUUGCCUCUGCCUAUUUUGUGAAGACAUUCUCUGAAGCUGUUCAAGACUUCAAGAAGAAGAUUGUUUAUAAGAAUUAUCUUGUGGUAUCGUUUCCUCCUGAAGAAUGUAUUCUCUUUUUCCUGUAUAUAUAAUAAGUCAUUGUCAUUACGUGGUUGUCUGUUUGUCAAGGAGGAAGUCCAUGUUGCAUACUGCUCUUUUCUAGUAAGAUGAUUUUGCUUUCUAGCUUUGUCUAAUUUAUGUCACCUUAAGUUUC